UUUAGAAUAACUGAGAGACAUUUAUAAUCGAGACCGGUAAAUCUGAGUGUUAUUUUCGUAGCAACGCAAUCUGGUCGGUUUUAUUUCGUUCAAUGCUUAUCUUCGUACAAUCAUACCCUAAAUUCCAAUUGUGAAAGAAACGAUCACUGUUACAAGGCCUGCAAGUAUGCAUGUAUGUACAUCCAUCCAUGUAACGCCUGAACGCGCAGCUGUGAAAGUACCAAAAUAACGCGUACGCAGUGAUUUCCAAAAAUACAUUGAAGAGCCAGUUGAUUCUCAUUUCCCGCUGCUCUGGACCAGAUAAAUAUGUCGGACAACGUUGAGGCCGUUUGUAACGCUGGCGGUGACUCCGGCGCCCAGACAAUCACCGAAAUUAAUACUUCGCCACCCGUCCAAAAUACUGGUGACAACGUUGUCGUUCCUCCGAUUGACGCCUCCUCGGAAUCAAACGCCGAGCAGAAGGUAUCAUCAUCGUCACCAAUUGUAGAGCCUCAGUCACCUGAAAAGGACGAGAGCAAUAAGAGUUCAGAAAACACGAUAAAGCAGAACGGAAAGGAGUCUUCUGAAGUGUCGAAACUUGAGCUGGAAAUUCAGAAAAGGAUACACGAGCGUGAUAAUUACAAAAAAAAAUUGACCGACACGGAGAGAAGGCUGAACGCGCUUCAGGCAUCGUACAACGCGGUAACGAGCGGAGAAGGUGAUGAAAUAACUCUGCGAAGAGAGAAGGAAGACCUGAAGAAUAUGCUUACGCAGACUCAGCUGAUGCUCGACGACCGUGGUCGUCUUAUCACCAAUCAACAGACCCAAAUAAGCGCCCUGUCAAAGCAGGUUUCAUCCCUAAAGGAGGUGGUUGCGAUCACCAAAGAUCUUCUCAACAUAAGAAAUAUGGAGGUGAAGCAUCUGCAGGAUGACGUCGACUCGAUGGAGAGCAAGAUCACUGCCGAACGUGAGAAGCAUAAUCUAAUGAUGAACAAAAUGGACUCUGCUGUACGACUCAACGCUGAUCUGAAGAAGGAAUACGAGACGCAGCUGCACCUGUUCCAAGACCUUCGCGGAAAGUAUGAGCAAAAGGUGACGCUGCUUUCGGAGGAAAAUCGGGCCCUGGAGGCCGCCAAUCAAUCGGCCGUCGUCUAACGAUCGUUGUCAGGAGUCGUUCACUCUUGCUACCGUUACGACAUAACGCAACGCGACAUUUCACGUACUACACAUAAUUAUAUAACGAUCGACAAGUCUGUGUCGUGCCGAUUAUUUCCUAUGCGUUGUAUAACAUUUCUGUAAGAAAUUUGAUACCAUUUUUUCUACCAGCGAUCACUGAUCGUUGUAUGCAAUAAAAAAAAAAAAAAAAAGCAUCCAAGAAUACAAUUAUUUUUUCAGCAGCGUCGAAGAGCGAGAAUAAUUUCUCGUUUUCAUAUCCCGCUACUACUGGGGCAAUUUUCUAAUCAAGAGACCGGAUAACUGGCUUGCGCAGCAGGUGGUACGAGCUCUAAUCGCUACGACGCGACGUACGUUACGUUAACUUGAUGUUCAGUCUUAUUAAAAUCCUCGGUAUAAGUUUCUCGCGGAAUUCACGAGACUUCAGUACCGACGCAACUGUCCCGCGAUUAGAAUCAGUAUGAAGCUUCAGGGUACCGUAAACGCGGUUUUUAUUCUCGGGGUGGCAGCCGGGCUCACUGAAAUAGCGAGCGGCGUCUGCAUAGUAAGAAACACCCCCGAGACGAAGGUGUACAGAUACCAGUGUUUCAGGUCGAACAAUUACUUGGCCGAUCUGGCGGCGGCACCGAUCGACGUACCGAAAAUAUCGUUCACCAACGCGAGGAUACAAUACCUGCGAAACAAAUCGUUCGCUCGUUUCGGUCCCGGGUUGAAAAGCGUUCAGAUCAACUAUUCCGAGCUGGGAGAAAUCGAGGACAGUCCAUUUGAGGGCCUCGUCGAGUUACGAUCGCUGCUAAUUACCGGGUGCAACUUACAGAUUGUGAAGGGAACGUGGUUCGAGGGGCUUUCGAAGCUGGACACGAUCAUCCUGGACCACAACGAGAUCAAAAGCGUUGAAAGCAGCUUCUUCAAGAUCGUCCAGCCGCUCAAGUCUCUCGAUCUUUCUUUCAACCAGAUAAGCUGCAUCCCCGUAGCUUCAAUUUACGGUUUUCGUACGCAAUCUUUUCACCUCGAAGGAAAUCACUUGGCUUGGGCUUGCCUGGCUCAACUCCUCGACUGGUUUAAAAAGAACAAUAUCAAGCAUGAUUUCGCGGCGAUAGGACCCUUCCCGCCAAUGGAACCCUUGAUCAAUAUGUGCGUGGAGAGACAUCCGAGUUACAAACUGGACGAAACGGGCCUGGAGAAAUGCAUUCGGAAGAAACUAAUGGACUUCUUUCCGCCUGGGGAUAAUUACACGGUCGAACAAGCUUGCAGAUUUUUGACGGAUAAACCGUCCCCGUUUUUGAACUGUUUCGACAUUUGAAUAUUUAUACUUACGUGAAUGUAUUAGGCAGUUGCCAUACUUUUGCAAUAAUUAUAUUAGUGCUGUAUACUAAAUAACUCGUUUUUAAACUCAGCUUUAUCUGUAUAAAAAUAAGAAAAAUAUAUAACAAAAUGAAACUAUA
Neodiprion virginianus is the source of this 2597-nucleotide messenger RNA. RefSeq lists its product as uncharacterized. The transcript is spliced from 5 exons. NCBI's taxonomy places the organism in Eukaryota, Metazoa, Arthropoda, Insecta, Hymenoptera, Diprionidae. Bases 307 to 1134 code for a protein of 275 amino acids. The record is from RefSeq and is a predicted model, not a curated record.